AAGCUGUUAAAAAGUAAUAAAAACUUAUUUUGAUAUCAGAUUUACUGUGACAGAAAGAAAAACAAAGAUUAACAUACUUUGCAGAAGUAACAAUAAAAACACAAAUGGGAAUUGUCAAGGCAGUCCAUUCUUUAUGUCCAUACUGUUACAUGUUAUGAGCCAAUUAACUGAUAUAAUUCAGAUUUUUCAGAUUUUUGUUAUUGACUGUGUGGCUGACAUAAUCUAGCAUCAGGCCAGGCUUGUCUUCUAUGAACUGAUAACAUUCAAGGAGAAUUGAAAGUGUUAUGUAAGAACUUGACAUAAAAUUACCAAACAGUCCCUAAAUUCCUUGAGAAAAUUUUAAAAAUAAAUGCUUAUUAUGUUUUAAAAUUUGAGAAAUUUACCAUAUUUUAUUUAAUAAAAAUAUAGAGAGAUUCUGAAAGAGAUAUCUUUUCCAGUCUUGGCAAGGGGUACUUGACCAAGCAUCCUAUACACUCACUCUGUUUAAUAUAUAUAUUUGUUUGAUUUCUAGGACUGACUUUCAGAUUUCCACAAACAGAAGCCAUGUUAUUGUCAGACAGAAAUAAAAGCAUGGCCACAUUCACCCUUUUGGGCUUCUCAGAUUGCCCAGAACUGAUGGUUCCCCUGUUCUUGGUAUUUCUGGCCAUCUACAGUGUCACUGUUGUAGGGAAUCUUGGGAUGAUUGUAACCAUCAGAAUUAACGCCAUACUGCACACCCCCAUGUACUUUUUCCUCAGCCAUCUCUCAUUUGUGGAUUUCUGCUAUUCUUCCAUCGUUGCUCCCAAGAUGCUGGUGAACCUAGUUGUAGAAGACAGAACCAUUUCAUUUUUAGGAUGUGUAGUGCAAUUCUUUCUCUUUUGUACCUUUGUGGUGACUGAAUCCUUUCUAUUGGCUGUAAUGGCCUAUGACCGCUUUGUGGCCAUUUGCAACCCUCUGCUCUACACAGUUGCCAUGUCCCAGAGACGCUGCGCUAUGCUGGUGGUGGGCUCAUAUGCGUGGGGAAUAGCAUGUUCCUUGGUUCUGACAUGCUCUGCUUUGAAAUUAUCUUUUCAUGGUUUCAACACAAUCAAUCACUUCUUCUGUGAGUUCUCCUCACUUCUGUCUCUUUCUUGCUCUGAUACUUCUCUUAGUCAGUUGUUGCUUUUCAUCUUUGCCACUUUUAAUGAGGUGAGUACAUUACUCAUCAUUCUCACAUCUUACGUGUCCAUCAUUGUCACCAUCUUGAAAAUGCGUUCAGCCAGUGGUCGUCGUAAGGCGUUCUCUACCUGUGCCUCUCAUCUGACUGCCAUCACUAUCUUCCAUGGCACCAUCCUGUUCCUCUACUGUGUGCCCAACACCAAAAACUCCAGACAUACCAUCAAAGUAGCCUCUGUGUUUUACACAGUGGUGAUCCCCAUGUUGAAUCCGUUGAUCUACAGUUUGAGGAAUAAGGAUGUCAAGAAUAUAGUCAUCAAGAUAAUGGACACCAAAGUCUUUUCUCAUUGAGCAUACUAUUUUAAUAGAAUUUGUCCCUAACUUUUAAGUAAACUGUGCAUAAAAGACUGUCUUUAAACAUAUUUUUAAAUAUUAUUGGUAAUAUUGCACGAUAGUAAGGAUGUGGUUUGGUUCAAAGAAACCAAACUUGGUUUUGUCUGUUAAUUGAAAGAAAAGAGCAGCAAUCUCUCUCAUCUUUAGUUUUAAAUCUCUAAAACCGUGAUACCAUGAGCUAGCUCAUAAUCUGAUAGUCAAGACCAAAAGA
This is a messenger RNA of Loxodonta africana (African savanna elephant), 1738 nucleotides long. RefSeq names its product olfactory receptor 5D18. The transcript has a single exon. Gene Ontology annotation, biological process: G protein-coupled receptor signaling pathway; sensory perception of smell. The coding region runs from base 544 to 1485 and encodes 313 amino acids. NCBI's taxonomy places the organism in Eukaryota, Metazoa, Chordata, Mammalia, Proboscidea, Elephantidae. Gene Ontology annotation, cellular component: membrane. The record is from RefSeq and is a predicted model, not a curated record. Gene Ontology annotation, molecular function: olfactory receptor activity; G protein-coupled receptor activity; odorant binding.